AUGAAGAAACCGCGCCUCGUCAUCCCGCCCGCGUUGACUUUGUUGAUGGUGCUCAAUGCUCCAGCAGUAAACAUGGUCCAUCCGGUGAUCGCUGCAGCACCGCGAUCACGUGGAUACACCGUUACACCCAACAUAGCACAGGGCAAGGAGGCACUUAAUCUUAAUAUGGACUCCUCACACGCAUUCGUGGGGGACUUCGGCAUGAACAUGGAUGCCGGCGACAACCGCUUUAUGAAUCAGUUUAACUUGGGCGGUGGUACCAACGUCAACAGCAGCAACAUGAGUGGUAUGGACCUGUCCGGCGGACUGGACUUCAGUAGCGGUAUGAAUCUCAUGACGGACUCGUCCAUGAUGCUUGGUGGCAACUCGUCAACAUCCACAGCUGGGCUCAUCGACUUUCCCGACGAGCUCAACUCGCCCACGACGUCAAGCAGUGGCCCGAGUACUAGCAGCUUGGUGAUGGACACAUCAGUGUCAAUGAUGUCCGCGUCGUCAGCGCCAAUGAGCUCCACGACGGACGCGAUCCCAUUUCCGGCUUCACUAGCAUCCGAGUCGCUGACGAACAGCGGCACGUCGUCCUCGUCGUCUAGUGGUCUGGACGUGAUGAACUUUAUGAACACAACCGCGACCAGUAGCGCCAUGAACAACAAUGGCAACGGGAUGGGACUGGACAUGAACAUGGGGAUGAACAUGGGUAUGAAUAUGGGCGUGAACAUGGGCAUGAACAGCAUGGGGAUGGACAUGAGCGGCAACAAUUUCGGUAUGAACGACACGAACAACAUGAUGUUCAACAAUAUGCAGCACAUGAACAUGAUGAACCAGCAGGGGAACUACUACAUGCCUCAGCAGCAAAUGCAGCAACAACACUACAUGCAGAUGAUGCACCAGCAGCGUCAGCUAAACCUGCAGCGUCAGCAGCAACAGCAGAAAGCGCUUCUUGAGCGUCAGCGACUCGCGCAGCAGCAGCAGGCUCUGAAAAAUAAUGCUCACCAGCAGAGCCAACAGCAGCAACAAGCAGCACAGCAGAAACAGCAGCAGAUGCUCGGAACAGGUCAGCUCCCGUCUCAAAUGGCUGCCCAGAGGCAGAUGAGUGCGGGUAAUUCAGGUCUACACGCUACAGGUAAUGCAAACGCAGCACGAUCGCAGCCUCAAGCUUCGACUCAGAACAAUGGAUCAUCGACAACUGCAACGCGACCGACGUGGCAGUCUUCAGCGGACCAGGCGCUGCGCAAGGAGAUGCUGAACCACAUUAUGCGCGUGCUUCAGAACCAGCGAUCGAAUGCUCCAGCAAAUUGGCUGCAGAAGCUGCCGGAGAUGGCUCAUCGUCUGGAAGAUGAGUGCUACCGUAUCGCUGCUUCGCGUGAAGAGUAUGCGAACACAAGCACACUCCAGUCUCGAUUGCGGAGCAUUGUGCGAAGUGCGCAGACUCACCAGCGAAGUGUUGGGGCCAAUGCAAUGAGGCAGCCGGGCACAUCGACUCAGGCUUCUCCAGCGAAUACCCGACCAGCGACGUCCACGCCUGCUGCAACGCCCAUCCCGUUUCCUGGCUUGCAAGCAGUUGCAUCGACGCCGAACGGGGUCAGUUCGGACGCAAAAAACCUCGCUUCUCAAGCUAUUCAAAUGCCGCCGGAACUACAGGACCCGCCGUCUCAAUUGAACACUCCAGUCAAGGCAGAUGCGGCGCAAGCUCAAGCUCUCAUGCAGUCGACACCUUCAGGGAUUGAUUCGUCCUUGUCGGACCGGUUGUCGAUGAGCGGCGCAGGUAUCUCGCCUCUAGCCCAGAACGGGGUUCAAACGACGCCGGGCUCUACUGCCAAUACAAGCGGGAAUGCAACUGGAUCGGGUCCUCCAACGGCCAGCUCUCCUGCCUCGGCUGCGCGCAACAAGUCGGCUCAGAUCAUUUGGCAGUUUAAGGCAAAGGCUCAGCAAGUGACGUCAGCGCUGGAUAAGAACCAGACAACGGAGUACCAUAACAAGCUGCGCCUCAUGGUCCGUGAUGACGUCAAGACCGCUGGAUCGAAGGAAGUGUUGCAGCGUCAACAACAGCGCCUGUUGCUGCUGCGUCAUGCCAUGUGGUGUAAGUCGCCUGAGAGCACAUGCACAACGACGCCGAGUUGUGGGGAGAUGAAGCGACUCUGGGCGCAUAUGGGUGCCUGCCGACAGACUAACGCGUGCUCGUACAACCACUGUAUCUCGUCCAAGUACGUGCUCUCGCAUUUCCAGCAGUGCGUGAACGCUAAGUGUCUCGUGUGCCAAGUUGUUCGCUACCCCGUGGAAGUCAAGGAGAAAAAUGGAGCGCUGAUGCUGGAUGCAGACCGUGCGUUACAGCAGAUUAUCGCUGCGAGUCAGCGUCGUCAGCGUAUGCUAGCAAUGAAGAAACAGCAGGAAAUGCAGCAGCAGCAGAUGCAGCAGUCUCAACAACCGCAGCAGCAGAUGCCUCUGGCUAUGCCUGCGCAUUUGCAGCAACCUCAGAGCAACGGUAAUGCUGCGGCGAUGAACUUCCAACAACCUCAGCAGAGUGUUGGACAGACGGUAAACCACGCUACUCCGAUGGGUGUUAAUAUGAACUCGAUGGGGAUGGCGAUGCCGAACGGAGGCAACCGCUCUGUACCGAUGCCGAUAGCACAAACCAACACGCAGCCUGCUGUGACUUCGAACGGUAUGAUGGGCCAACAGGGAAAUGUCAAGGCGGAGAAUACGGGUGCACCUAUGAAUCUGGUACCAGAUGAUCAACGACAAUUCCAGCUUAUUAAACAGAAGCUAAACGGACGUUCGCUGGAGCAGUUGACGGCGCAUUGCGUGAAGCUGGAGAAGUGGGUGGAAGAGAUUCGAGCGCGUAUGAACGGAAUUAUGAACGAGUGUCGGCAGCUGCUACACCUCUCGAACUCGACACAAGACCCCACGCAGAAGACGCAGUACGAAACGCAGGUACAGGAGAAACGCGUGAUGCUCAAGCAACUGGACGUCAAGUUUAAGCAAUGUAGAAGUCAGCGGAAUAUCGUGAAGCAUGUGAUUGACGAGCGCAACGCUGCGUCGGCGAUGUCAACGCAGAACGGUGUGAAUAACGCCAUGAGUGCGAUGCAGCCGAUUCCGAUGCCACCCCAAAUGCAACAGCAACCUUCUCUCCAACAGCCGCAGCUACCGUCAGCUCCAGCGACGCCGAUGAAGCCAUCGCCUGAUGAUUUGUUGGGUGAAGAGGAUGAUGUAGCUCCCAAGAGUGAUAGCAGUCUUGCAGUGGCGGGAAAGCCUUUGGAAAUGCCGAUGGACCUCCAAAACACAAGUGCGACUCCUGUCUCGGUAGCUGCGCCAUUGAACAUGUUGACAGCGCCGCAGCAACACACAGGCAACCACUCCAUGGCAGCUAUGCGACCAACGCUGCCGAUGAAUCAUGUCCAAGGGAAAGGGUACGGUCAAAUGCAAGGGCAAAUGCUGUACAAUGGGGGGAUGGGCAGUGGGGGAAUGAGCAGUAUGCCACCAACUCCAGGGUCGUUUGGAGACGCGGUGAAAGUAGAACCUCACGUCAAACCUGACACUGUGGGAACAGCUUCAACUCAAGCCACUCCGUCGGCUGUAAAGGAGGAAGUAGCCAUCAACCCACUGACGAUGAACAAUCCGAAGCUGAACGCAAUGAUGUCCGAGCAUCGUCGGAUGGAUGCUAGUACUAACUUGCAGCUUCCAGCCGGUGCUGUAGGAACGCCAAAGGCGAUCAUAGCGACCAGUAGAGGUGAUGCGACCUCAAGUGCUGCAGCGGCAGCAACACCAGCGCCGCCUGCUUCCUCUGAAGUGCCAAUGUCUGUGCUGAACGAACUCAGUAACGAGGAUCUAGCUUCUCAUGUGGACUCUUUGUUAACGUUCUACAACGCCACAGUGUCCCCUGCGAAUCUGAAGAAGAAAUUGGAAGGAACUCUAAGAGGAAUGAUGGAGCACAAGUUUGGCUGGGUGUUCAACACGCCCGUGGACCCGGUGGCGCUGAAUAUCCCGAACUACUUUAAGAUUGUCCGGAAGCCGAUGGACUUAGGGACUGUGAAAAAGAAACUGGAACUUGGGAUUUACAAGCACACGGAGGAGUUCGCGUAUGACGUCCGAACGACGUUCCAGAAUGCAAUGCAGUACAACAGCGAAGACCAGGAUGUCUACAGUCUCGCGAAGGACAUGCUAGCGGACUUUAACAGUGAAAUGCGCAAGGUUGUAGCCGAAAUCGAUGUCGACGAGACGGCUGCUCGUGAGAAGGAGAGCUCUUGUCGACUCUGCGGCAUUGAGCGCAUGGUAUUUGAGCCUGCUGUGCUGUACUGCAACGGCGAGUGUAACAGUCGUAUCCGACGGAACUGCUACUACUACACGUCAGCGGAUAACAAAUAUCACUGCUGUCAUCAAUGCCACGCUAAUCUGCCUGAUUCCAUCAAGCACAACGAAGGACGCCAGUAUCUGAAGAGUGAGCUCGCGCGGAAAAAGAACGACGAAGUGCACGAAGAGCCAUGGGUGCAGUGUGACAAAUGCGAGCGUUGGGUUCACCAGAUCUGCGCGCUUUUCAAUGGAAAGAUUGACAGUGAGAAGAAGCCGCAGUUGGUCAAGACCGAGGGAGGUCAGUCAACUGACAGCGGCGAUGCUUCUCCGUCGCCUUCGUCGUCGAAUGCAAAGUCUACGACUGUCACUACGACAGUUGUCAAGAGUUCUUCUUCGUCAUCGGGAUCGAAAGGGACGGUCCACUCCAUCACGAUCUCGCCCGGCAGCGAGUUUCUAUGCCCCGAGUGCUUACUGGAGCACCGCAAGAGUGAACCUCAGAAGUACAAGAUCGGGCGCCACGCCUUCAGUGCGAAGGAUCUGCAGCGCACGAAGCUGUCAGAUUUUCUGGAGCGUCGUCUAACCAAGUCAUUGCAAGCAGAGCGUGAGGAUGAGGCCAAAUGGACGCAACGCGACGUGAAAGAUGUGGAGACGGCGGAAGGUCUGACUGUGCGUUUGGUGUCGAACAUUGAGAAGCAGCUGAUGGUGCGCGAUAAAAUGUUCCAGCGGUACAAGGACUCGCACAAGUACACGUCCGAGCAUCGGUUCAAGUCCAAGUGCAUUUGUAUGUUCCAGGAGAUUGAUGGUGUGUCGGUGUUGCUGUUCGGUAUGUACGUACACGAGUUCGACGAGCAAGAAGCGGAUUGCAACUCGCGUCGCGUAUACAUCUCGUAUCUGGACUCGGUGAACUACUUCAAGCCGGCUCAUCUGCGCACCAAGGUGUAUCACGAACUGUUGAUUGCGUACUUUGACUUUGUCAAGCAGCGUGGCUUCCACACGGCGCAUCUGUGGGCUUGUCCACCUCUGAAGGGCGAUGACUAUAUCUUGUACUGCCAUCCCGAGGUACAGAAGACGCCCAAGUCGGAUCGUCUACGCGCUUGGUAUGUGGAUAUGCUGGUCAAGGCUGAGGAAGAGGGGGUAGUAUGGCAGAUCACCAAUAUGUACGAUGACUAUUGGCGCAAUGAUAACACGCCGUGUGCUCUGCCGUACUUCGAGGGCGACUAUUGGGUCGGCCUGGUCGAAGACUUGAUCGAGAAGUUGGACGCCGAGAAGCCGAAAAAGAUUGUCAAUAAACGUGGCUCCAAGUCGCACAAGCGCAAGAACUCGGAUACGAAGAAAGCGGCGAACAAGAAGUCGAAAUCGAAGAAGCCAAAGCGCCGGAAGACAGCGUCUGGUGGCGAGGCGUCAGGAGAUGAGGACGAAGACGACGAUGCACAUGAUGGUACUACGACGAGUAGCCGCACGCUUACAGUGAAGUCGUUGGAUACUCCAGACCGGAAGCUGUCGGACCCUUUAAUGCACAAACUCGGUGAAGUGAUCGAGCCCAUGAAGGACGACUUCUUGGUGGUGAAGCUGGUACCAUGUUGUCGUGUGUGCAACACGUCUGUGGUGCAAGGCGUGCUUUGGCGCGACCACAGUGUGCAAACAGAGCACGGUCUUAAUCCGAAGGUGGUGCAAACUGCCUUGUGCGAUGGAUGCUACCAGAAGCUCAAGGCUGUAUCGGUUGCAGGUUCAUCUACAGCCCACAACAGGCUCCAGACGCGGCUGAACGCAUUGACAAAGGAGAAUGUAGCAAUACCAGAACGCUGCACGGACCCGGAUGAGACCAACGACAGCGAGUUUUUCGACACCCGUCAAGCAUUUUUGAGCCUGUGUCAAGGCAACCACUACCAGUUCGACGAGCUGCGGCGAGCGAAACACUCGUCUAUGAUGGCGUUGUACCACUUGGGCAACCCGAACCCGAACGCCUACGUGUACGAGUGCAACGCGUGCACGCGCGACAUCGUGACGGGCAACCGCUGGCAUUGCCACACGUGUCCGGACUUUGACGUGUGCGACGCUUGUUACGCCAAGGAGAAGCACGAACAUCCACUGGAAAUGGUGCCGACAAGUGGCGGAGGAGCCGCUGGAACUGGUGCUGGUGGUCCUGCUGGAGCCGGAGGCGCAGCUGGCACUGCAGCUCUGACUGCAGAGCAGCGCCGUCUUCGCGAACAGCGCGCCAAGAACGUUCGUCUGCACAUGCAGCUGCUAGUGCACUCGAGUUCGUGUGCAGACGGCAACUGUGGCUCGUCCAACUGCGAGAAGAUGAAGGAGCUGAUGCGUCACGGCGCGCAGUGCAAGCAGCGAGCGUACGGCGGCUGCACGAUCUGUCGGCGUGUGUGGGCGCUACUGCAGCUCCACGCUCGGCAGUGUCGCCAAUAUGAGUGCAAGGUGCCGCGCUGUCACGACCUGCGGGAGCAUGUGCGCAAGCUGCAGUUACAGCAGCAACUCAUGGACGACCGUCGUCGCGCUGCUGUCACGCAACAGUAUCGCCAGAUGCAGAACGAGCGACAACAGGAACAACAGAGCCGAGCUCAAGGCGACGAGCCCAUGCCACAGGCAUGA
Molecule: messenger RNA, 6885 nt
Organism: Phytophthora infestans T30-4
Lineage: Eukaryota; Oomycota; Peronosporomycetes; Peronosporales; Peronosporaceae
Product: histone acetyltransferase, putative
Exons: 2
Coding region: 1-6885 (2294 amino acids)
Biological process (GO): positive regulation of transcription by RNA polymerase II
Cellular component (GO): histone acetyltransferase complex; transcription regulator complex
Molecular function (GO): protein binding; zinc ion binding; chromatin DNA binding
Source: RefSeq, a predicted model, not a curated record